This is a messenger RNA of Symbiodinium sp. CCMP2456, 1242 nucleotides long. The record is from the annotation of a GenBank genome assembly. NCBI's taxonomy places the organism in Eukaryota, Dinophyceae, Suessiales, Symbiodiniaceae.
AUGGACACUUUUGUGCCGCUGGCUACCUGUGCAAUACAGUCCGUGGCCACAGUCGCUACUUGCUCGGCAGUGGGCGUGCAUGCCCGUCGUCAAGGACUCCUCCAGGAUUCCAACGAGAAAUUUUUGGACAAGUUCGUUUCCUCAGUGUGCCUGCCGUGCCUCAUUUUGCGGAAAGCUCCGCCUCUCAUAAGUCCGGCGCAGCUCUGGAGCGUUUGGCCCUUGCUGGUUGCGUGCAUUUGUGUGGUCUUGUUUGGUCUCUUCGCCGGGAAGCUGGCAGCCAAAGCCGUUGGGGCGGGCAACUACACUGGUCUGCUGAUGACCGCAGUGGCCUUUCCAAACUCUUUCUCGGUCCCCAUGACCUUGCUACUCAGCAUCGGCCCGCAUCAGGCUCUCCUAGAUGAGACGGAAGCCGAACGCUUCGCCGAGAGCCCUGCAGAGGUGGCACAGGAAGUCCACGACCGCGUAGUGCUGCUCUUCCUCUCGAGCUACCCGCUUUGGGUCGUUGCCCGUUGGGGCAUCGGGUUUCCGAUUCUUUCCGGUGCGCUCUCUUGCGCCCAGUGGCGGGAGAAAGUUCUGAAUCCUCCAGUGAAGGCCAGUUUGAUGGCUCUUCCUCUUGGUCUCGUCUACCACCUCCAAGACGCUGGCCCUGCUUGGGCUUGGGAAGCAGUGGCAGAGUCGCUAAAGCCAGCCGUCAAAGCGCUGGAGUACGCUGGACGAUGCACUGUGCCAUUGCUUCUAAUGGGGCUGGGCGCGAAGAUAGACGGCAGCUUCAACGAAGUUCGCAAAGCGCCUCCUUCGACAGGAUACCAGAAGCUUGAGACACCUACAGCACCACCGACAACCAUCAAGAUUGGUGCUGCCCAAGAGCCGAGCGAUGCAGAUGCAGGGGACGGGGAGAGCGGCACAAAGAAUGCUGCCCCCACGACAUCUCCCAGCAGCACCUGCCCGCCGCCUCUUCCGCGGUCGGCGUUGCUCGCGGUGAUGAUGCUACGUCAAUUUUUGGGACCUUUGCUGGGCCUUGGACUGGUAUUUGUUUUGAAGAAGUUGUUCGGUGUGGCGGACCGUCUCGUCCUCAUGACGAUCCUCCUUCAAACAUGUGGUCCUCCAAUGAUCAACCUCGCUGUGAUGGCCGGGGUUUCGGGGAAUGCUGAGAAGGAAACAGCGCGGCUUUUGCUCGUCACUUACUCCGCCUCCGUGUUGACGUGGGUGCUUUGGACGACUGUUUUCCUGGCCGUGCUGUAG